UCUACGCACUCGGACUACCCAUCUGACUGAGAUCCCAACCCCAUUGCUCCUCGGUCUCUCCGCCCGCUAUCCUCUCUUCCAUAAACGCUCCCAACCCACCCGUCUAGGUUUUCAUUCUCGCCGCUGUUCGUGGCCACCACUUCACAGAAGAGUAAGCCAAUCACACCCUUUUAGAUUUGGUGGUAUCAUCAAAUCCUUUCAAAAAACCUACAAGAUCUUGAGGAUUGAACAACCUAGUAAUUGCUUAUAUUGAAAGAUGAACCCAUAUUUUGUUGGCAUCUUGGUUCCACUUAUAGCUUCAUUUGUAUUUCGAAGAUCAACUAGUGAAAAAAAGCGAGGGCUGCCAGUUGUUGUUGGUGGUGAGCCGGGAUAUGCAGUUCGCAACCACCGUUUCACAUCUCCAAUGGAGUCAUUUUGGGAAGGGGUCUCAACACUGGCUGAUCUUUUUGAGCAAUCAUGUAAACGAUUUCCGUACAAGCCUCUACUUGGAUCUCGGAAGCUUGUGGUACGAGAAAUGGAAGUGAACCAGGAUGGGAGAUCCUUUGAGAAACUUCAUCUUGGAAACUAUGAAUGGAUCAGUUAUGCUCAAGCUUUCAAAACUGUUUGCAGUUUUGCAUCUGGUAUGAUCCAACUCGGCCACAUAAAGAAUGAGCGCGUUGCAAUAUUUGCUGAUACACGAGCUGAAUGGUUUAUUUCCUUACAGGCUUGCUUUAGGCAGAAUAUUACAGUUGUUACUAUAUAUGCUUCACUGGGAGAGGAGGCUCUUUGCCACUCGUUAAAUGAGACAGAGGUCACAACAGUGAUUUGUGGAAAUAAGGAACUGAAAAAAUUGAUUGCUAUAAGUGGACAGCUUGACUCUCUAAAACGGGUCAUUUAUAUGGAUGAGGAUGCUAGUGAGGUUUCAUUGGCUAAGAAGAUUACCAGUUGGACCAUCACCUCAUUUAUUGAAGUAGAGACUAUGGGUAUGAAAAAGUCUAUUGAUGCCGAUCUACCCCUUUCUUCAGACAUUGCAGUGAUAAUGUAUACCAGCGGAAGUACUGGUCUACCAAAGGGCGUGAUGAUGACCCAUGGUAACCUUCUAGCAACAGUUUCGGCUGUUAUGACUAUUGUCCCAAAUCUUGGCACGAAAGAUAUUUACAUGGCAUACCUUCCACUGGCCCAUAUUCUUGAGUUGGCUGCUGAGAAUGUUAUGGUUGCUGGAGGAAGUUCUAUUGGCUAUGGGUCACCUUUGACUCUAACAGACACUUCUAACAAAAUAAAGAAAGGAACAAAAGGAGAUGCUUCAGAGUUGAGACCUACACUAAUGACUGCGGUGCCUGCCAUCCUUGAUCGUGUCCGUGAUGGAGUACGGAAAAAGGUAGAUACUACAGGAGGGUUAUCCAAGAAACUUUUUGAUUUGGCAUAUGGUCGUAGGUUGGCAGCCAUUAAUGGCAGUUGGAUGGGUGCAUGGGGUUUUGAGAAGGUUGCAUGGGAUCUUCUUGUCUUCAAAAAGGUUCGAUCUGUAUUAGGAGGUCGCAUACGCUUCCUUCUCUCUGGUGGGGCUCCUUUAUCUGGUGAUACUCAAAGAUUUAUUAACAUAUGUCUCGGGUCACCGAUAGGGCAAGGGUAUGGUCUGACUGAAACUUGUGCCGGUGGAACAUUUUCAGAAUAUGAUGACACGUCUGUUGGGCGUGUUGGUGCUCCACUACCAUGUUCAUAUGUGAAGUUAAUUGACUGGACCGAAGGUGGAUAUCUAAUCACAGAUUCACCGAUGCCUAGAGGGGAGAUUGUUAUUGGGGGUCCAAAUGUUACUCCUGGGUAUUUCAAGAAUGAGGAGAAAACAAAUGAAGUUUACAAGGUUGAUGAGAGAGGUAUCCGAUGGUUUUACACUGGUGACAUUGGAAGGUUCCAUCUGGAUGGUUGUCUAGAGAUCAUUGAUCGUAAAAAGGACAUAGUGAAACUUCAGCAUGGUGAAUAUGUCUCUCUUGGAAAGGUUGAGGCAGCUUUGAUUCAAAGCCCCUAUGUGGAUAACAUCAUGGUGUAUGCUGAUCCUUUUCAUGCGUAUUGUGUUGCACUAGUUGUUGCCGCACAACAGGGUUUGGAACAAUGGGCUUCGAAAGAAGGAAUUAGUUACAGUGAUCUUGUGGAAUUGUGCCAAAAGGAGGAAACAGUGAAACAAGUGCAAGAAUCAUUAUUUAAGGCGGCCAAACAAGCACGAUUGGAGAAAUUUGAGAUCCCAGCUAAGAUCAAGUUGAUUUCUGAACCAUGGACUCCUGAGUCCGGUCUUGUCACUGCUGCACUAAAACUCAAGAGAGAAGUUUUAAGGAAAACAUAUGCUGAUGACCUUGCAAAGUUAUAUGCUUGAAUCUGAAUUAUUUUUGCUUCUUUAGUUCUAUUAAGACACAAUGAGCUUGAGCAUGUUCAGAGUGGUUUCCCCACACAAAUUGUGAUCAUUAGAUAAACUAGCUGAUGAAUUCAUAAGCUGGAUGAAGAUUAAUGAAUUGACUGCCUUUUCCUUGUU
Molecule: messenger RNA, 2500 nt
Organism: Zingiber officinale
Lineage: Eukaryota; Viridiplantae; Streptophyta; Magnoliopsida; Zingiberales; Zingiberaceae
Product: long chain acyl-CoA synthetase 9, chloroplastic-like
Exons: 12
Coding region: 257-2344 (695 amino acids)
Cellular component (GO): membrane; endoplasmic reticulum
Molecular function (GO): long-chain fatty acid-CoA ligase activity
Source: RefSeq, a predicted model, not a curated record